AUGGCCAAGACCUAUCCCGUCAUAUCCGCUAUGUGGAACACGCGACCUAGACUGCGGGCUUCCAAUGGCCCCACCUCCGCCCCCAAGGCCGAUCAAGCUCAGAUCAAGCCCACCAAUCACUCAAAGUUUGCAGGCAAGCGUGGUCGUCCAACGUGCCAUGAAUGUUAUAUGUGCCCGUCUUCCAAGUCCAAAGACAAGAGGACUAAGGAGGCGCAAAGGCUUAAGUCGUCGGUCGACGUGGUUCCAGAUUAUAGAUUGACCACUUGGAGGGUGGUGGAUACCAAGUCUAGUAUGAAAUUGUCGGGAUUUUCAACCAUUGAUAUUUUGGACUAUUUAGAUAGGAUCGAUCGUGCGGAUCAUUAUUACAAAGGUGGUGAUGAAGACGAAGAUACACAAUGUUAG
Salvia splendens (bonfire salvia) is the source of this 402-nucleotide messenger RNA. RefSeq lists its product as uncharacterized. NCBI's taxonomy places the organism in Eukaryota, Viridiplantae, Streptophyta, Magnoliopsida, Lamiales, Lamiaceae. The record is from RefSeq and is a predicted model, not a curated record. Bases 1 to 402 code for a protein of 133 amino acids. The transcript has a single exon.